GUUGUCUUUUCCUUAUUGUCAUGAAUAAUAAUUAGGAUAAAUAUUGUUUGUUUAAGUAUAAAUAGUAUAAAUUUUUCACAAAUUACUAUCGUACAAUGUGUUUUACCUUCAUAUCAAGAAAAUAUGAACUCUAAACAUGGUGACAUGUACACUUUCAAAGCAUGAUUUAAAUACCCUCAUGCAUCCAACGACUAAUAAUAAUUCAUUACCUUCUUUAAGAUCAGUGUAUGAUACAAAUUUAGAUGAAGCUGAUGAUUAUGAUGGUGAUGAAGUUGAUGAAGAUGAAGGCGAAUAUCAUAAUAUCGAAGAAGAAGGUUUAGAUGACACCAGUUCUUUAUCGAAAGAUAAGCGUAAACAACUUGAACAAUUCAAUUAUAAAGAGUCUACCUCAGAUACAACAUCUUCAUUAUCUUUUCUAAGUCGACGUAUUACUCGAAAGUAUGCAAGUGAAUUUAUUCUACCCGAUGAUACACGUGUAGCUGUUAGUCGUCUUGAAGGUAUUUAUCCAAUGGAUAAUAAUGAACAAGUUAUACUAAGUCUAUCAGUUGGUCAUAAAAACAUUUACACAGGUCAGUAUACAUCAAAUGAUUAUCCGUCAACACCGACACAACCGUCUAGUUCAAAUUAUUGUAAUAAUCAGUUAUCUUCGAGUAGUUUAGAGAAAAUUAGUACACCAACUAUGAAUGUGAAUAACAAGUCUGGUUCAAAUCAUACUAAUACUACUGAUGAUAAUUCAGAUUCUUUAGAUAGAAAAUCACAAAAAAUCAACAGCGAAAAUCCAAGUGAAUCCGAUUCCACACAAAUAAUGUCAAACAUUUCAGACAACUCACUUAGCUACAUCUCCGGAGGAUUACAAAUUGUUGACUACUUGGAGGAUGAUCUUUGGGCUGCUACUAUUUUACAAUGUGAUAACAGCUGUAAUUCAGAUUUACUUAGACAACUUGAAGCUGGAUGUCGGUUAGACCCGGAAGCUUAUAGGAUGGAACGUGUACAAACUGUGAAAAACCGUGAAACUGUUAUCGACUUUCCUGGCAAACCAACAGUCAGAACGAUAGGUUUAAGUCGAACUACAAGUGAGACAGAUUCAAUUGCUACAGGAGUUACUGGAAUAGAUUUAGAUGCUGAAUCGUAAUCCAAAUAAUAAAUUACAACUUCACAAACAUAUUUUUUAAACUGUAUUUUUACUACUUUCAAGUAGUCAAAAGGAAUAUGUAAAUUUUUAUGAAACUGACAAGACCAUGUAGAACACUCAACUAAUCUUGUAGUGCAUACAUCCCUAAAAUCCUUGAAUUAUAUUUUGCUUUACAUAGAUUUCAUUAAACUGAGCAUACAUAUUCCAUAAAUCCAAGUUUUAAAUCACUUGCGGUGCCGAUUGAUUGUGAAAUGGAACUCAUUCGCAAUGAAAGCGCAUACAUCGACAUAAUUAAUAAAUAAAAUCUACUAUUACAUAGGCAACGAAACAAAUAACUUUAUAUAUUCUAAAAGCGAGGGUAAAAAUAAAAU
Trichobilharzia regenti is the source of this 1503-nucleotide messenger RNA. The record is from the annotation of a GenBank genome assembly. NCBI's taxonomy places the organism in Eukaryota, Metazoa, Platyhelminthes, Trematoda, Strigeidida, Schistosomatidae.